CCAGCCGCUUGCGGAGGGGAAAGGAACAUGGUGGCUGUUUCCUCUCGUCUAAUGAACCGCGACGAUUCGGGUUGCACUUGAGGGGGUCGGGGUGGAGUGGCCACCGGCUUCGCCAGCCGGACUCCAGGGUCUCCGCGCUUGCUCAGAGAAAGUGGAAGCCCACCUUUGGUGAAGCCGCAGCUAUUGGCUUCCUCUGUGCCCAGCAGAUGAAGGAUUAGUUACUUGAAAGAACUCCUUGAAUUCUGGCACAAAGGAUAAAGUGAGCAGGAAUCUGAGGCACAACUAUGAUAGAAGAUAAGGGCCCAAGAGUUGUAGACUACUUUGUAGUGGCAGGACUCACUGAUACUUCAGCUCUUCUGGAUCAAGAAGUCAAUCGCUCUGAAACAAAGUCAGGUGGUCCAAAGGCACCAAUCACAGACCUUGCUGUCAUAAUCAAGUCAGUGGGUGAAACUGUUCCUGAGGGAUACACCUGUGUCGAAACAACACCUACAGCACUUCAAGCCAAUUUGAACUAUGGGAGUCUUAAAAGUCCAGAAAUUUUUCUUUGCUACAAGAGGAGCAGGGACAAGCCACCUCUUACUGACAUUGGAGUUUUAUACGAAGGGAAGGAACGUUUAAUGCCAGGCUGUGAGGUGAUCCAGGCGACUCCCUAUGGUCGCUGUGCUAAUGUUAAUAACAGCUCAGUCACUUCCCAGCGCAUCUUUAUCACUUAUCGGAGGGCUCUUCCAGUGCGACCCCAAAACUCCUUGGCUGUUACUGACAUCUGUGUUAUUGUGACCAACAAAGGCGAAACCCCUCCUCAUACUUUCUGCAAAGUUGAUAAGAAUCUAAAUUGUGGCAUGUGGGGUUCCAGUGUAUACCUGUGCUAUAAGAAAUCUGUUCCAGCUUCUAACUCACUGGCAUAUAAAGCUGGCUUGAUAUUCAGAUAUCCAGAAGAAGAUUAUGAGUCUUUCCCUUUGUCAGAUUCUGUACCUCUAUUUUGUCUUCCAAUGGGAGCUACCAUUGAAUGCUGGGAUCCUCAAACCAAAUAUCCAUUACCUGUAUUCUCAACAUUUGUUUUGACUGCUUCAUCUGCAGAAAAGGUUUAUGGUGCUGCUAUCCAGUUUUAUGAACCUUACUCAAGAGAGCUGCUCACAGAAAAGCAGCACAUGCAGCUGGGCCUCCUGACAGCAGUAGAAAGAAAAGUGGUUACCUCCAAAUCCAUAAAUUGCAACAAGUGCAUCUGCCUUCUAUCACACUGGCCUUUCUUUGAUGCCUUCCGAAAAUUCCUAAUGUUCAUCUAUAAGUUGUCUGUUUCUGGGCCACACCCACUUCCAAUUGAAAAGCACAUAUCCCAUUUUAUGCAUAACAUACCUUUCCCUUCUCCUCAAAGACCAAGGAUCCUUGUACAGCUUUCUGCACAUGAUGCAUUAAUGCUGUCUCAACCAGUUGCUACCCCCUUGCCACUCAGUGGAGCAAACUUCAGCACCUUGCUAAUGAACCUUGGACCAGAAAACUCUGCUACUUUACUCCUCUUUGUGCUGUUGGAAGGCAAAAUUCUGCUCCACUCUCUCCGACCAGCAGUGCUGACUGGAGUAGCUGAAGCCGUGGCAGCUAUGAUAUUUCCAUUUCAGUGGCAGUGUCCCUACAUCCCCCUCUGUCCUUUGUCUCUGGCAACGGUGCUCAGUGCUCCUCUCCCAUUUAUAGUUGGAGUUGAUUCACGGUACUUUGAUCUGUAUGACCCACCACAGGAUGUUGUUUGUAUUGACUUAGACACAAACAUGGUGUACAUAUCAGAUGAUAAGAAGAACAUGAACUGGAAGCAGCUUCCUAAGAAGCCAUGCAAAAACCUUCUCAGCACCUUAAAGAAACUGUACCCACAGUUGGCAUUAGUUCACAGAAAAGCCCAAGAAGGCUCUGCAGUUGAGAUGACACCUAUAGAGGCAGACUUCUCUUGGCAGAAGAAGAUGACACAAUUUGAAAUGGAGAUUCAAGAAGCCUUUCUACGUUUCAUGGCAUCUAUUUUAAAGGGGUACAGAACAUUUCUUAAACCAAUCACACAGGCACCUUCAAAUAAAGCCACUGCUGCAGAUUCCUUGUUUGAUCUUCAGGGAUUUUUAAAAAGUAGAGACCGGGCCUACACAAAAUUCUACACGGUUUUAACAAAGACACAGAUAUUCAGCCGCUUCAUUGAAGAAUGCAGUUUUGUGAGUGACAAAGAUACUGGCUUGGCAUUUUUUGAUGACUGUAUAGAAAAGCUUUUUCCUGAGAAAGGGUCAGAAAAGGGAGAAAAGGGCGAAGUGGACUCUGCAGAGGAUACCCGGUUGAUUGAACUUGAUGAAUCACAGAAGAGUGAGCACACAGUGUUUAUCAUGCCACCCGAGCCUCCUCCUGAUGAUGGGCUGGAGAGAUUACCAAAAUACAGCUAUAAAACGUUCCCUAGGCUAGAUUUAAAACUAUUUGACAGACCACAGGAGCUCAGGCUUUCAUUCAAGAGACAUCCAGCUGGUGGCAAUGUUUCCAAUAGUCCAGCACUCAUGGCGAAGAGGACAAAACAGGAGAUAAAAGCAGCUCAUAAGCAAGCUAAGAGAUACUACACAAAUCCUCCACAGUGGGCCAAGUGUCUCUUCAGUCAUUGUUACAGCUUAUGGUUCAUUUGUCUCCCAGCUUAUGUUAGAGCAUCCAAUUGCAAGGUCACAGCUUUACAGCAAACAUAUGAAGUACUCAUCAAAAUGAAGAAAAUGGAUGUAGAACCUUUAGAUGAAGUUUGCUAUAGAGUUGUAAUGCUGCUCUGUGGACUUUGGGGCCAUCCUGUUCUGGCUGUGAGGGUCCUCUUUGAAAUGAAAAGUGCUGGCAUACAACCAAAUGCAAUCACGUAUGGUUACUACAACAAGGCAGUUUUGGAGAGCCCAUGGCCUAGCAGUAAUCGCAGUGGUGUAUUUCUUUGGACGAAGUUGCGGAAUGUGGUAUACAGCAUGGCACAAUUUAAGCAAUGUCUCAAAAAGUCUACACGCAAUCCACAGGUUACUUCAGUACCAGCUCCUUGGAUGGUCAGUGGUGGAAGUGAUGGGGACACGGUGAGCCAUGGUAGUGUGGAUAGUUCUAAUGAUGCUAACAGUGAGGAGCACACACUCUUCGUCAGAGACUUAGUCAGGCUUGAUUCCAUUGGUAAUCACUCUAGCACAGGUGGUCAGUCAGAUCAAGGCUAUGGUUCCAAAGAUGAACUUAUAAAGGAUGAUGGAGAUAGCAGUCAUACAACCGAUUUGCUUACAGAGAAAAAGUUUGUUACUAAAGAUGAAGAUUUAAUUGUAGAAUUUUGUGGGGCUGCUGAGUCUUUCGGAAAACAGUGUCCUAAUGCAGAACCUGUCAAUCCAGUCAAAGUGCCUCUGCACCCUUCAAGCAGUAUUGUUAAGAUUCCUUCUGGUAUUUUUGAUACCACUGGAACGAAGAGCAGCAGUGGAACUGCAUCCAGCCCACAGUUCAUAACUCAGGAUCCACCUGAAGAUUCUGUGUUUGAUUACAAUACCUCUCCCAGGAGAACAAGUGAAAAAGGGAAGAAAAGGCAGAAGCUUUUUCCAGAAAGGAGCUGCAGCUUUAGCACAGAAAGCAGGGCAGGCAUGUUGCUGAAGAAAAGCAGCUUGGACUCCAAUUCCAGUGAAGUAGCAAUCAUGAUGGGGGCAGAUGCAAAGAUCCUCACAGCAGCUCUGUCUGUGCCCAAAACAUCGCCGCCCAAUACACAUACAUCUCAAAGCUUUGACAGUGCAGAUGUUGGAUUAUUUUUCUGUGGUACAGAUGCUGCUAGGACUCAUGUGGCUGAUCGUGUUGGGGAGGCACAUUAUUGGUCAUCACCUGUUCUGGAGGAACUCGAGGAAGGUCAAGAGCAGCCCAAAAAUGGACAUGACAAUAGUGCAGUCAAAGCAAUGUGUGUUAACUCAGAACCUCUUGAUAUCACUGAGUCCAUGGUUAAGCAAAUAGAAUCCAAAGAGAUGGUGGGUAAGAGAAGUAGCUUCUAUGGAGUGCCCAAGCCUGUUGAGAGGGAAGAUGUUCAAGUAGGCUUAGACCCUCUGUCUUUGCUUGCAACUGAGGCUGUAGAGCCAAAAGUCUCUGAACAGGAGGAGAAGCUGAUGUCACCAGUUGUAGCACGCAACCUGGCAGAUGAAAUUGAAAGUUACAUGAAUCUGAAAAGUCCCCUGGGCAGCAAAUCUUCCAGCAUGGAAUUGCACAGGAGUGGGAGCAACCAAGAGGCAGCCUGCCCUAGUUCAGAAGCCUCUUCUUUAGAGAGAAGAUCAAGCUUGCCUUCAGAUUCUGCUCCACCAUCCCAUGUUCAGCAUACCAGUCGGAAAAGCCCAGCUGUUUCCAGGUCCAAAACCUUUACUGGAAGACCAAAGCAACUAGCUCUUUCACGUUCCCAAAAAGACCGUUCUAUAUCUUUAACAGGCCUGGGUCGUUCUUCACCACAGGCUUCAUUGGGUGCAGUAGUUACAACCCUGUCAGGUCUGAAGCUAGACCAUAUAUUGUCUGGUCCUAAGAUUGAUGUCCUCAAGUCUGGCAUGAAACAAGCAGCUAAUGUAGCCAGCAAGGUGUGGGGAGCUGUGUCCUCAGCAUAUAGCUAUUCAGAUGAUGAGGAAGAAAGUACUCAUCCUGAUUUCACCUUCCCUGCUGGGUUUGAGGACCACAUCUCAGGUGUUUCUCAGUCACAAAAAGUAGGAAUUGCAGGGCUUGCAGCCAGUGAGCUUGCACAGAGUACCACCAGUCUUGGAAGUAGCAGCAGCAGUGGAGACACAGGGAAGCUGCACAGUCAGACAGGAGAAGUUCAGUUCCCAAGAAAUAUGAAAACUCCAGAUUCUGAUAAAUCUGAACAUGGCUCUUCCCACAAUACCAGUUUGUCCAGCAUCUUUCAAAACUGUGCAAUGGAGGUUUUAAUGUCAAGUUGUUCUCAGUGUCGAGCAUGUGGAGCACUGGUUUAUGAUGAAGAAAUCAUGGCAGGAUGGACUGCCGAUGACUCCAAUUUGAAUACUACAUGUCCAUUUUGCAAAAGCACUUUCUUACCUCUUCUUAAUGUGGAGUUUAAAGACUUGCGCGGCCUUGCAAGCAUACUUUUGAAACCAAGUACCUCUGGUGAUAGUUUACACAGCAAUAACAUUCCAUUAACCAUUGAUUCACUGGAGCAGAAGACUGUUUCUACUACUGCCACUGAUUUGAUCAGUUUUUCAGAAACCUCAAGUACCAAUAAGACCAUUGCUGAAGAGAACAGCACUACGACACUGCAAAGUAUUCUUAUAGCAGAAGAAGAUCAAGACCUCAAAGAGAAAAGGCCAUCUGUUACAAGUAACACGACCAAACAAGGAACAUCUCUGACUCGGAGCCACAGCGUUGGUGGCCCACUGCAAAACAUUGACCUUCUACAGAGGCUUUCUCAUGGCGUUUCAACAGUUAGCCUUCCUAACUGUUUACAGGAGGCUGUGGAUCCUUUGUCCAAAAUGGCAAAUCCUUUGCCUGUAUCUGUGCCCUAUUUGAGCCCAUUGGUACUCCGGAAAGAGCUAGAAUCUUUGUUGGAAAACGAGGGAGAACAAGUGAUCCACACCUCAACAUUCAUCAAUCAGCAUCCCAUUAUUUUCUGGAAUCUAGUAUGGUAUUUCCGACGCCUAGACCUGCCUAGUAAUUUGCCAGGGCUCAUUUUAACCUCAGAACACUGUAAUAAAGGUGUGCAGCUUCCUCCAUAUUUUAGCUUAUCUCAAGACAGCAAGCUAGUGUAUAUCCAACUUCUGUGGGACAACAUUAAUCUUCACCAAGAGCCUGGAGAGCCCCUGUACAUAUCCUGGAGAAAUCUCAACUCUACAGACAAAAUACCCUCAGUGAAUUCAGAAGAGCAACAAGCAAUAAGCGCUUUAAUUGAGAGUAUCAAACUGAGUAUUCAGCACAAUGAUGUCAUUAAACCUAUCAAUCUCCUUCUGGAGAAAGCUAAACAGGAUGGGAAACGGCAAAGGAGUUUUUACAGAGAAAUCCUCUUCCUGUCUCUAGUGUCCCUUGGGAGAGAGAAUAUUGAUAUUGAGGCCUUUGACAAUGAGUACAGAACUGCAUAUAAAAGCCUUCCAACAGAAGUGCUUGGAAAAAUGCAGAAGAUAGAUGCUCCACCCAGCAGCAGUGUUGAAUGGUGCAGGAAAUGCUUUGGACCCCCUGUCAUAUGAAUUCUCCAGAGAGAUGAAGAGCUCAAAAACAUCAGAGACUAGCAAAACUGGGAAUGUCUUGAUUUGGAUCUAGGCUCUAACACUUGAGUUAUGGUUGUUGUGCCCAAUCCAUUUCAAUAGCAAAUGUAGCACUCUUCUGCAACCACUUAAGAUACUCCUACUACUAGCCCAUAAAUUAGCACACAUUUGCUAGUACAAAGAACCUUGGGUUUUUGAACUGUUAACUUCAAUUAUAUUCUGUCGAAUUAACCUUUUCUUUGCCUUAUAUCAAGAAGAGAAGAAUGACAGUGGAGACUAACGUGUAUCUGGUGUCUUCCUUUUAAAGACUUGAAAUGUUGGGGUAUUUCGUGCCUUCUAGCCUAGGAGCACAUUAUAAUAUUAAUUUUUGAGUGUAUGGAACAGCCCCUGUUUUAAAGAGGGAACUGUUCGCUGCAUGUAGGUAUACAUAUAUAUUGUACAUUUGAACUGGGAGUCACUAUUUCCCCCCUUUGGUCAAAAAAACAAACUGUAGCUUUAGUUAAUACCCAUGAAAGGAAUUGCCACCCCAAUCCAUAGCAAAAAAUACUAUCUUAAAUCUUUAAUUUUAAAGCUAUAUAUACAAUGUUCUCUUCUCCCAGACAAUGAUGGGUUUUUGCCCUGAGUGAUUCUAAGGCCUUUCUGGAAAAAUAAAGGAACUUAGGGUACAUUAAAGGAUAUGAUAUAUUGUCCAUAUACAUUUUUAACAUUAUUUUAAAAGAAAGUCUAUAAAUAUAUAUGUAUGUAUAGGGGCAAAACUUGAAACUUCAGGUACAUUAGUGCCUCAUGCCUGCUCAUCUUUCUAACUUAUGGGUCUCUCUCUC
This is a messenger RNA of Pogona vitticeps (central bearded dragon), 7006 nucleotides long. RefSeq names its product DENN domain containing 4C (gene DENND4C). Gene Ontology annotation, molecular function: protein binding. NCBI's taxonomy places the organism in Eukaryota, Metazoa, Chordata, Lepidosauria, Squamata, Agamidae. Gene Ontology annotation, cellular component: cytoplasmic vesicle. The record is from RefSeq and is a predicted model, not a curated record. Gene Ontology annotation, biological process: regulation of Rab protein signal transduction.